Truncatella angustata is the source of this 4671-nucleotide messenger RNA. RefSeq names its product putative ATP-binding cassette transporter. Lineage: Eukaryota; Fungi; Ascomycota; Sordariomycetes; Amphisphaeriales; Sporocadaceae. Gene Ontology annotation, molecular function: ABC-type transporter activity; ATP binding; ATP hydrolysis activity. Bases 132 to 4550 code for a protein of 1472 amino acids. The transcript has 15 exons. The record is from RefSeq and is a predicted model, not a curated record. Gene Ontology annotation, biological process: transmembrane transport. Gene Ontology annotation, cellular component: membrane.
CGACCCCCACCACUCAAUGCUGUGCCGUAUUUCAAGCAUGGUGCACAUCAUGAUGUGAUUUCUCAAACCAGGCAACAAGAAGCUCAGGUGCAGCCUCAGUUGUGUUUUUUUGACCAGUUCUCCAUGUUUUGAUGUCACUAAAUAUUGUAACCAAGGAUCAUAAUUCUGCCGGGAUGGAGAAUAUAUUGCAGUCUACAAUUGGUGAAUUAUGCCGCAACGGCAGCGACAAUCAAUUCGGUCCGCGCGUCGACGUUUCUUGUCGCCCUUUCGACUUCACGCUCUUGUUUGAGGACAUUUUCUUCGCUGCAUUACCCGCGACAAUUUUCCUUUGCGUUUUGCCUUUGCGCUUACGCACAUUGUGGAAGUGUCCAAACGAGGCAAGCUCACACAAGCGUGCAACAUGGAAAUUUGUUUUUUACACCGUGCUUUUAGCUUUCCAUGUGCUUCAGCUGGCAUUCCGUCUACAGGAGCCCCAGCUGAACACUUCCAUGUCAACCGCCUCGGAAUGUGUCAUGACUGUCAUGGUAAUAGCCGCCGGCGUGUUAUCGUAUCUUGAGAACCAGCGCUCAAUUCGACCUUCGGACCUUUUGGUUCUGUAUUUCUCGGCGUCCAGUCUUCUUUCCGUCCCAGGUCUUCGUUCAUAUUGGUUAGCUCAGUCCUCCACGAUACUUAGGUCUCUGACGACUGUUACUUGGUUGAUGACGACCCUUGCUGUAUUCCUCGAGUCCGCCCAGAAGACCGAUCUUGUGCGACCUGUGGAAAAAGGUGCUUCGAAAGAGCAGCUUGUAGGUUUAUGGAGUCGUGUAUUCUUUUCGUGGGCUCUGCCCUUUCUACGGCACGGAUACUCCAGUAUCCUCACCAUUGCCCAAGUUCCGCGCGUUGAUCACGAAUUAAGAGAAGAUGUAACUUGGAAUAAGCUGCAAUCCUACUGGCAUAGUGUUAAGAAGGGAAAUUAUCGAUUGCUGAGAGCGACGUUUUGGUCACAUCUGUGGCUGUUCGUCUCUGCUGUUCCACCACGCCUUGCCUUGUCUGCGUUCGUUUUUUGUCAACCGUUUCUUAUCAGUUCAUCUGUAUCAUAUUUGGCUACUGAGGCUCAGAACCGUGCUGAUGAAUACUUUGCACCGUCCCUCAUUGGUGCUUUUGUUCUUGUCUACCUUGGAAUUGCUGUAUCACGUGCUUUAUAUUGGCGACAAACUAAUCGCACAAUUGUCAGUAUCCGGUCAUGUUUAAUAGCCAUGGUAUACCGUCAUGCGACAGGCCUGAGGGCAGCCAGUCUCAAGAAUACGGCCAUUGUCACCUUGAUGGGCACCGAUGUAGAAAGGAUUGCUCAAAGCCUGAGACUAAUUCAUGAGCUCUGGGCAUCGUUCUUGGAGCUUGGUAUAGCCUUCUGGCUCUUAGAGCGACAAAUGUCUUGGGCUUUUCUAGUACCGUUGAUUAUCACUUUAGCAUCUGUGUUGAUGACUUGGGGGUUAUCUAAUCGCGUUGGUCCAGCUCAGGCCGCAUGGAAUGAAUGCGUCCAGCACAGGAUCGCAGUAACGUCAUCCAUGCUAAGUAACAUGAAGACUGUCCGUAUGCUAGGUAUGACCAAAACCAUAAAAAAUUCCGUUACAAAGCUCAGGGAGCUCGAACUUCAAACGUCAGAGAGGUUCCGCGUGCUUCUCAUAUGGCAGAUCCUCCUGGGGAAUGCUCCUGUGACAAUUGCGCCAUUCAUCACUUUUGUUGUUUAUGCCAUUAUCGCAGUGGCUACUAAGAGCGAGGCCUUAAUAUCGGCUCAGGCCUUUGCAUCACUUUCUUUGAUAAGCCUUGCAACAUCUCCAUUGAUCAAAUUCUGCCAAGCAUUGCCAAAUCUUGCCCAAGCUGCCGCGUGCUUCGGUCGUAUUCAGGAUUUCUGUUUAAAAGAAGCCAACUUACCAGUACUGAACACUUCAACACCUUCCACCGAUUCAUGCAAUGAUACUCUCGUCCUUCGCGAGAUGAGUCCUAUACAGUAUGGGGACGAUGGUGUCUUGAUGCGUUUUGAGCGAGCGGAUAUCGCAUGGGAUUCAAACUCUGGCUCUGUGUUGCGAAAUCUUACCUUCAGGCUCUGCUCCGGACUGACUGCUAUUACUGGGCCAGUUGCAUCGGGGAAGUCGACUUUGCUAUGGACUAUGCUGGGAGAGACGAUAUUAAAAGCUGGUUCCAUGACUUCAGCUGUGAGAGAAGCAGCAUUUUGUGCUCAGGUGCCGUGGAUUAUGGAUGACACCAUUCGUCACAAUAUCACGCUUGGCUUGGAGUUUGACGAAGAAUGGUACAAUUUUUCGAUCGCCUCCUCUUGUCUUCAGAAAGAUCUGAUGGAAUUGCCCCGAGGUGACGCGACGUCUGCUGGAAGUGACGGUGCUUCUCUCAGUGGAGGUCAAAGGCAACGAGUUGCCCUUGCUCGUGCUAUCUAUUCUAGACUACCCAUCGUAAUUCUUGACAAUAUAUCAAGCGGACUUGAUGCCAGGACCGCUAGCGCCUUGUGCAACCGACUCUUUCGAUAUGAUGGCCAUUUUCGCCGGGCCGGCAUAUCGGUGGUUAUUGCAACAAAUGACGAGAGAUUUCUUCGGUAUAUGGAUACUAUCUUAAUUCUGGAAGGUGGCAAUGUCCUCCGUUCAGGAAGCUAUCAGGAGCUUUUUCGCGCUGGACUUGUUGAGCAGGAUAGUUCUAGUGAAACGUUGAUGGAGGUUGCCCGCACAAGUUCAAGUGACUCAAGCAGAUUCACACAGCAGGAAACACGUCAUCAAGCGAUACAUGAUCAAACGGAGGCACCUUCAGACUUCGACGCAAGACCAAACGGAAACUGGUCAGUCUAUGCUUACUAUGGGCGAAGUGCCGGAGCUCGUUCCAUAUUAGCCUGGGCUAUCUCACUCUUCGUAGGUGCUGCCUGUAACGGAGUAAUAACCAUAUGGAUUGAAGAGUGGACGGAGGCAAAUCAGAUACAACCAAAUCAUCGACUCGGUUACUAUCUAGGCAUUUAUGCUGUUUUCGUGAUUCUCACCAAUAUCAGUACAGCAGGCGAGCUAUGGUUCUCCUUCAUGAGGAUUAUCAGCGAUACUGCGUUGAAGCUGCACUCGGACCUCUUAAAUACUACAUUAAGGGCUCCGAUUUCUUUUUUUCAACAACAAGAUAUUGGAAGGAUACUUAAUAGAUUUAGCCAAGACAUGGAUAUGAUCGACAUGGUUCUGCCUAUGCAGGCAGCUCAGUUUACUACAGGCGCAGCUUAUGGCACCGUCCAGCUCGUCAUUCUCUGUGUUCUGGGUAGAUACUUGACUGCCACGGUCCCAGCCUGUGCAGGCGUUUUGUUCUUUCUGCAGAGAUAUUACCUUCGUACUUCACGACAACUCCGUUUGAUCGACAUUGAAGCCAAAGCACCGCUGUACAAGCACUUCAUUGAGACUUUGUCGGGAGUUACUACCAUUCGCAUGUUUGGGAGAGGCCCAGCUUUUCAUCAACAGCACCAACAGAUGCUGGACUCAGCUCAGGCACCUUAUUAUAUGUUAUUAUGUAUUCAGCAGUGGCUCGUACUAGUAUUGGAUCUUAUAGUGGGAGCACUUGCGGUUAUCAUAGCCGCUAUAGCUUUAUCACCCUCUAGGCUGUCGUCAGAUAGUAGUAUCAGCGCAGGGGACCUAGGUGUGGCAUUAGUCACUAUUCUGCAGUUCAACAGUUUACUUUCUCAAACUGUACAGACAUGGACCAAGUUGGAGACAUCAAUAGGAGCAGUGUCUCGGGUACAUAACUUUUUGAAAGACACACCCCAAGAACCUGUCGGCCACCUUGCCAUACAGACGGAGUGGCCACCUCUGGGGUCAAUUCGAUUUGAGAACGUCGUCGCAGGUUAUGUUACCCAAGAUCUUCCCGUCUUGACGGACUUGAAUCUGAGUAUUGGUCCCGGAGAGAAGAUUGCUAUUUGUGGCCCGUCGGGCAGCGGCAAAUCCACAAUUCUCCUGGCUCUGCUCCGUAUGAUCGAUAUUCAGGGCAACAUAAUUAUCGACAACAUCAAUAUUUCUCACCUGUCCGGCGAUGAUUUACGCUCGAGACUAAACGUUUUACCACAAGAGUCCUUUUUUCUUCCAGGCACCAUUAAAUCAAACUUGGAUGUAAGGGGAUUGUCUUCGAUGGAUGCCGUACAAGUAGCAGUUGAAAGAGUUGGACUUUGGAACAGAGUGCGCAGUCUUGGAGGACUGGAGGCUAACUUGGACCCUUCUCAGUGGUCUCAAGGUGAAAAGCAACUCUUGUGUCUGGCUCGAGCCAUCUUGACGCCAAGCAAGGUGCUGAUUUUAGAUGAGGCUACCAGCAGUGUCGACGAUAAGACUGAAUCAAUCAUGCUCGAUGUGAUUGGAAGCACAUUCAGAGAGCAGACCAUUAUUUCGGUUGUCCACCGUUACGCCAGAAUAGAACAGUACGAUCGCGUUGCAGUGCUUAAAGAAGGCAAGAUAGUCGAGUACGAUACACCUCAGACUCUGUUGAGCCACGAUUCUGUGUUCGGAGAGCUGUUCCGAGCGUAUGAGUCUAAGCAAUUUGAAAGAAAUUGAAUUUCGAAGCCAUCAACACACUGAGGCUUGAAUCCCUCUCUAUACAGGUGUCAUAUUUGAGUAUGCUGGCAAGUGGUGUAUAUAAAAGUUCACGGACACUACAGAUCGCUUCUAAUGGGCU